Molecule: messenger RNA, 4565 nt
Organism: Eubalaena glacialis (North Atlantic right whale)
Lineage: Eukaryota; Metazoa; Chordata; Mammalia; Artiodactyla; Balaenidae
Gene: FGF9
Product: fibroblast growth factor 9
Exons: 3
Coding region: 799-1425 (208 amino acids)
Biological process (GO): fibroblast growth factor receptor signaling pathway; positive regulation of protein phosphorylation; positive regulation of gene expression
Cellular component (GO): cytoplasm
Molecular function (GO): fibroblast growth factor receptor binding; growth factor activity
Source: RefSeq, a predicted model, not a curated record
UGCGCAGGAGGAGCGCUCGCCGGCCACCUCGCCCCGCGCCCGCGGCGACACCUGUUCGCGGCCGCCGGCGGCACGCGGGUCCCGCCGCGGCGCCCCUCGCUCCCGCCGCCGCCCGCCGCCCGCGCUAAGCCAAUGGACGCCUGCCGAGCCCCUGGAGAAUUCUGGAUACCAGCUUUGGACGCCUAAAGUUUUUCCUUCUUUUUGUUUUAUUACCAUUAUUCUCAUUUUUGGAGGGAGGACGGGGGCAGAUUUGUCGCCGCCACCAACGUGAGAUUUUUUUUUUUCCCCUUGAAGGAUUCCUGCUGAUAUCUGCAGAGUCGGUUAGAGUGAAAACGGCGCAUGCCUUCCUGGAUCCGUAAAUUCUGACGUAGCCCGUGCAUCUUAAAAACCCCUAUAAUAACGCCUAGGCAUUUAAGUUGCUAUGGUCAUUCUGAUCUCAAACCAAAUGGAGAAACUACGGAUUUUUUUUCCUUAUUACGGUCGGAUGGGAUGAAGACCUUCCUGCUUGCUGAGAGCCGGGGAAUCUAUCUGUAGAGAUACAUAGAUACGUUUAUCAAUAUGUCAGUGUGUGAGUAUAAAGUGGUGGCUUCUUAGACUAUCCGUGGUUUGACCUUGAACCUGUGCCAGUGAAACAGCAGAUGACUUUUAUUUAUCCAUUUAAUGGAUUGAAGAAAAGGACCUUUUUUCUCUCUCUGCAACUGCAGUAAGGGAGGGGAGUUGGAUAUACCUCGCCUAAUAGCUCCUGGGUUGGCACCAUCAUUAUUGUUUAUCGCUGUGCUCCGAAAGCCGAGUCUUCUGAUGGCUCCCCUAGGUGAAGUUGGGAACUAUUUCGGUGUGCAGGAUGCGGCACCAUUUGGGAAUGUGCCCGUGUUGCCGGCGGACAGCCCGGUUUUGUUAAGUGACCACCUGGGUCAGUCCGAAGCAGGGGGGCUUCCCAGGGGACCUGCAGUCACGGACUUGGAUCAUUUAAAGGGGAUUCUCAGGCGGAGGCAGCUCUACUGCAGGACUGGAUUUCACUUAGAAAUCUUCCCCAAUGGUACUAUCCAGGGAACCAGGAAAGACCACAGCCGAUUUGGCAUCCUGGAGUUUAUCAGUAUAGCGGUGGGCCUGGUCAGCAUUCGAGGCGUGGACAGCGGACUCUACCUCGGCAUGAACGAGAAGGGGGAGCUGUACGGAUCAGAAAAACUAACCCAAGAGUGUGUAUUCAGAGAACAGUUUGAAGAAAACUGGUAUAACACGUACUCCUCGAAUCUGUACAAACACGUGGACACUGGAAGGCGGUUCUAUGUCGCGUUAAAUAAGGACGGGACCCCCAGAGAAGGAACGAGGACUAAACGGCACCAGAAAUUCACACAUUUUUUACCCAGACCAGUGGACCCCGACAAAGUACCCGAACUCUAUAAGGGUAUCCUAAGCCAAAGUUGACAAAGACCAUUUCUUCACUUGAGCCCUUAAAAAAGUAACCACUAUAAAGGUUUCACGCGGUGGGUUCUUAUUGAUUUGCUGUGUCAUCACAUCAGCUCCACUGUUGCCAAACUUUGUCGCAUGCAUAGUCUGACGGAGGCGUGGAGGGGACAUGCUGAUUUUGUUCUCCAGGCUCGUCCUCUCUCGGGACCCCCUGCCCGCUGCUGCUGGGUGGGUGGAGAGCAGAAGGCAGGAGGCCGCAGGGUGAGGGGGUGAGUGGGGCUGCGGAGAGGAGGGAGCAGAGAGGACCAGCCGAUGCAUGUGGGGAUAGAUGCGCUUUCCCGUCCGGUCUCUUGUCCUUCAUCCUCAUCAGCAGAGCUGGCACACCUGGAUGCAUCGGGAUCUGGCUGGCGGCCCGAGGCGGGCCCCGCUGCAUUUUCACAGGCAGGAGGGUGCGGUCUGACCGACAGGACUUUCUCGGUUCAUUGUCACGGGUGUCAUCCCAGUGAAUUUAAAGCAAAGACCUCUUAGUUAAAAAAAAAAAGAAAAAAAAAGAAAAAAAGUUAAAUUUAUUUAUAGAAAUUCCAAAGGCAACAUUUUAUUUAUUUUAUAUAUUUAUUUAUUCUAUAGAGUUUAUUUUUAAUGAAAUAUGUACAGGCCAGAUAGGCACUUUGGAAGCUUUAGGCUCUGUAGGCAUUAAAUGGCAACGUCCGCUACAAACCUGUGGCAUAUUCAUGCAGCGAACGUGGCGUGCAUGGAUGCGAGACACUCAGAUGGCCCUAGUGUCCUAAAGGCGACAAUCGCUUUUGUGCCCGUGUUAUUGUAAACUGAUGCAUACCGUUCAUGACACUGAGUGUCCACUCUUCAGACUGCUUGUUCCAUAGCUUAUCCCAGAGGAUUAAAGAUAAACUGGGUCUCAAACUUUUAUUCUGUGUCUGUAAUAUUUCCUCUCUCAUAAGUGACUUCCUCCCUCAUUGUAACUUCACGGUUGGAAAAUAUAAGGGUUGGUAUAUAUUCUACUUGUCUAAAUGUAUCGCAGAAUAUACCAAAGCUAAACAAUAACAGUGCUUUUAUUUUAGUCGAUCUCCAGAACAACAGGACUCAUAUCAAACAUUGUACUGGAUUAGAAUUCUCAAAAAGGAAAAAACAAAAAAAAAGCUUACUUGGCACAGAUUUUUCUUUUUUUUUAGGGGGCAAGAAUCAGAGUCAGAACAACAGGGUAAUUCUUAUAAACUUUUUAUUUGUGCACUUGGCUCUCAAAUAUGAAAUUACACAAGUACCAUAGGGGUUAUUGUAACCUCUUUUAUAGAAAAUUGCUUUCGGUGUGACCUGUCAUAAUACCUGGUAAAAGCACCCUUCAAGUAAAACUUGCAAAAUGAAACUAAUAAAUCUCCAUCAAUCCUGACAAUGAGGGGGAAAGUAUAUAUUUGUUGACUGCGUUUUGUUUUUUAAAAUGGUCUUCACAAGCACUCAAUUUUUUUAGAGGGGAGGUUACUCUAUAGAUUAUCUUUUACAAGGCUUUUAUAACAUUUUAUGCUGAAAAGCAUAAGAAUACAUAUUUCUUUAGUAGCAAUAAUUUUGAAACUUGCCCUUGGGCAAGGGAGAUUAUUUCUUACUAUAUACUAAGGAGAAAAGAGCCAAAUUCUUAAAGCAAUAUUUAAGAAAAAGAAAUCUAUAACAAAUUCUCAUACCACAUAUAACACUUUCUGGCCAUUUGUGUGGGAAAUUGAAAGUGACAGUUAAAAAAUGUGUUGGGAUUUAUGUAACUAAUUUUAAAAUUUAAUAUUCCAACUUUGUUUUGCUCUGAUGCACAUUCUCUAUGAAAAGUAAAAGUAUGCCACUGGUGAGUCAAAGCUGUUUCGAAGUAGAAGCACAUGGCUGAUUGUCAUGAGCGCCGGGGGCCCAUCUCUGGUCCAAAGGGCAGAACGGACAUGGCCUCCUGUUGAUGUGCAUUAAAGAAAAACUAAGUCCAACAUUUGGAAUUAAGAAAUAUGCUGGGGGGGAGGGGACAGAAGCAAUGUAAAAUAGCUGAUUUGUGGUAAAAGUCAGAAUGUCCUCUUCGUUUAUUUUCUUGUUUUUUUUUUUUUAAACUUUCUUAACAGAAACUGCAUUUAAUUCCAAGAGGUAGUAUUCUUAUUUAUUAUUUAACCCUUUGCUGCUGCUAAAAUGUGCACAUAUUCAGGCUUUAGUUUUUCCAAAAGGCAUUUAAUAUUGUUGGCUGAAAAACAUUAAACAUCUGAUCACAGGGAAGAAUCAAGUUUCUAGGAUGUCAUAGGUACAAUAUUUAGCACCGGAGAAAUUGAUUUUAGGAAAUAGCCAAAAGUAAUCUUAGAGUAGCAUGAGAUGCUAGAUUAAUCAGCCUAAAAGAAAGAAAACAAUUUGUGAAAAAGACUAAACUCUCCAUGCAUUCCUAAGAAAAUGCUACUUUAAUGUCGACUUUUGGAGUUAUUUUGUUUUGGUUACUUUUUUUUUUGAAAAAAGAAAAACAAAAUGUUAUAUGCUUUUGGCAAUUGAUAUGAUAAACUGUAAUGGUCUGUAAAUAAAUAAAUACUGACUUAUGCAAUUUCUGUACAUAAGUGUUCUGGGAGAGUAGAUGGCUCAGGGUUUUGGCGCGGGCGCUGUCCUGCUGGGCCACAGAGUGAGUCGCCCCAGCUCCUGGCUUUGCAACUGGUUCUUGUCAUAAGGGACCCAAGGCCGUGGGUGGCUGCUCAAGCCUCUGUGGAAUGAUGGGUCCAGUUUUGACAAACACAAGCCCGGCCAGCCAAACCGCUAUGUCGUUUGUGCCAACACUGCACCUUGGUCACAGACUUAACAGGCACGGACUGACCCCCCCCCAUCUGUCAUGCGAAUGUCCCCAGGCGGUGCCGACGUGCCAGGUACCUUGGGGCACCUGUCCCUGCCAAGUCCUGUUCUGUGGAUAAGUGGACGGCUUCCAUUUAUGGUUUUCAUUCGAUCUCAUCUCAUUAACACAACAUUGUGUUAUUUACUUGAUAAUCUGUAAUUGUAUGUAAAUACAUACAGGAUUAUGUAAUUUGUGUAAAUACAUAAUUACAGACUUUGGAAAACUGGUAUUUUUUACUUGAUGUCCAUGUUGGAGCUGCUUCCGAUUCUGUGCCUACGUGAACCGAUGGAAUUUUAAAAACACGAUCUCCUUGCUCUUA